AUGCCUUUUCGUCGGAGAUACCUUCGUCCAGGCGUUCGGCCUCUGAAGCCGAAGACCGAAACCUAUACGACAGCUCCCAGACAUCGGUUUCGUCUCUUUCAGAAGCUACCUCCAGAACUCCAGCUCAUGAUAUGGGAUUUCUGGCGCGAGGAUAGGCUCGAGGUCAGACACUUUAUGUUCUAUUUUACGGAAGGUCUUUGCUACGGAGCUUAUGACUUCCAGCGCAGAAUCUUCAUCACUGAAGAGAUUCCUGUGGACCCAAUGCGGGUCAAAAUCGACCUCAGGGUUUCCAGAUACCCAGUACAAAAGCUCAAUAACUGGCGUCAAUUGGGCCAUGCUCUGAGAGGGAAGGCUCCUCGCGUGGCGGCGUCAUCACCGUUUGCCUGGGUUGACUUUAAGAAGGACGGGUUCGUCACCUAUGAUCUGCUUCCGGAAUGGUGGAGGCCACGAUACUUCGCUUUUGAUAAAUGCUACAGUGAUUGGUGGCGACAUGUUACCCAUCUAAAUCUCUGUGUGCGCAAAGAACUCAAGCCGGAAUUCUACAAUUACCUACCCGAUGAGCUUUGUGCUCUUAAAACUUUAUCUAUCCUACGAGUGCCCCCACUUCGCUGCAAACGCAAUAAUUUCAUGUUCUUAAUAGACCAAGGCCUUCUCCAAAGAGGAUUUCAGUACCCUGAUUCCUGGGAUGAAACUCUCGCCAGAGACAAAAUUUUAAGUUCCAUACGAUUUGAGUAUCAGAGACCUGUCAAGACAGCUGCUGAACAGAUAGAACAUUCCUUUCGUAUGAGCGGCCGCGAGAUCGAUAUCAAGAUCGUUUGGGAUACUACGCGAUACGAGACACAAUAA
Messenger RNA from Annulohypoxylon truncatum, 846 nucleotides. RefSeq lists its product as uncharacterized. Bases 1 to 846 code for a protein of 281 amino acids. The record is from RefSeq and is a predicted model, not a curated record. The transcript has a single exon. NCBI's taxonomy places the organism in Eukaryota, Fungi, Ascomycota, Sordariomycetes, Xylariales, Hypoxylaceae.